CCGUAGUAAGUAAGUAUAGCAGAGAGAAGAAUAUUCCGAUAAUCUCAACUCAGCACAAAACCCUAACUGAAACAGAACACAACUUCUAAACCCUCACUCAUGGCUGAAACCAACAACCAUGAAGAACAAGCAUUCCCCUCCAAGCGCAAGCCCGAUCAAGAUCUCCAUGACAUUCCCAACAAAACUCCCAAGAUAACAACAAUCUCGGACCACUCCCAACCCCCCACCACCGCCAAUUCUUCUUCUAACCACGAUGUCGUUCCCAACAACGACAAUGAAGAUGAUGAUGACAGCGAGGACUCGGACGCUGAGCCUGUGGUGGACAGGAAGGGAAAAGGGAUUAUGCGUGACGACAAAGGCAAAGGCAAAUUGAUUGAAGAAGAUGAUGAAGAAGAAGAGGAGGAUGAUGAUCACAGUGACGACAGUGACGACGAUUCUGAUUCCGACGGCAAUGUUUCCGGAAGCGACAGUGAUUUUUCCGAUGAUCCGUUAGCAGAGGUGGAUUUGAAUAACAUUCUUCCGUCCAGGACUCGGCGGCGAACCACUCACCCGGGACUGCACAUUGCUGGAGGUCCGGUGAAUGCUGAUCAGGGCAAUGAUCAUAGUGAUGCUUAAAUUCUACCAAGGACUCCUGACUCUGGACCGUGCAGAAGGUUUGAGUUUGUGAAAGGAGGAUGGUGAUGUCAACUACUAGGGUCGUUUAAUGUUGGAGGGGAUGCGAAUUUGUUGUUUCGGCUGAUGCUACCCAAUUCCGUGUGACUUUUACAGUGAUUUUUGCUUUCCAUUGGGUACCAAAUACCCAUUCACUUUUUUUGUUGGGUUAUCCCCCUUUUUUCAUGUAAAGACCAGUAGCCUUCUUAUGCUCCAAAUGUAACAUGUCCCGGACGAUUUACCCACUUUAUUUAUGGAACUUCAUUGAUAUCAGAUUUGCAUUGGCUUGGCUAUUUUGCACCAGAUGUUUUGAGACAGUGCUGGGACGAAAAUCCUUUAAUCAUAAAAUAGUUGGUGUUUUCAGUACA
Molecule: messenger RNA, 1019 nt
Organism: Cicer arietinum (chickpea)
Lineage: Eukaryota; Viridiplantae; Streptophyta; Magnoliopsida; Fabales; Fabaceae
Source: RefSeq, a predicted model, not a curated record